AUAUCAAAAAAAAAAAAGAAAGUAAAUAUACAAACAAAAAACUAAAAAAAUGAGUAUAAUAAACAAAUAUAAUCCUUCUCCAAACCGUUCUGUGAGUCCAAUCCAUUAUGUGAAACCAUCUUCAUAAUUCUACAUUAAUAAAAUAUCCCCAUCCUAAAAACAAGUAUAUUAUAAAAAAAUGAAUACAAGCCCCUAAAGGAACAUCACUACAUUUUAACAAGACGAAGUAGAUUUAUGGAAAAGUCGUUGUAAUGAACUAGAAUCUUCCUUAUGUUAAGUAAAUACUGAUUUAGAACUAGCUAAUUUUAAAGCUAAGAAAGCUAAAGAUUUAGAAAGUCAUGUAGAUGAGAUAUUAAAGUAGAAUGCUAUACUAAUAGGUGAGAAUAAUUAAAUAUCAAAAUAAUUUUCAUAAUAACGUACUGAAUCUGACAUAUGGAAGAAUAAAUAUGAGACUCAAAUGAAUACAAUAAUCUAACUAAAAGCAAACUACGAGAACGAAAUAAAGAAUUUAACAAACCAACUAUAAUAACAAAAGAAACUGUAUGAUUUAUUACAACAAGAAAAAUGUAAUGAAGCUUAACAAAGUAAAUAAUAAUUAAUGGAUGACAACUAAACUUAAAUCGAGUCUAUCAAAAGAUCUCAUUUUUCGAAUAUUUCCCUUUACGAGGAAUAAGUUAGGAAAAUAAAAGUCAUUAUAGAUGAUAGAGAAAAGGAAAAUAAUGAACUAAAAGAAAAAAUUCAAGAAAUAAAUGACUAUUGGGAAUCAGAAAGUUUAAGAAUUAAUGAUGACAAAGAAAAACUUAAAUCGAAAAUAGUCUAAAAUGACCUUGAUCAUUUAAAUGAAAUCGAAAAUCUCAAAAGAAGGUAUGAGUAUUUAUCAUUAGAGUAGGUGAAUUCCCUUAAAUAAUUGCAUUAGAGUGAGCUUGAUGUUUUAGAAAGUGAAUUGAAUAAGUUAAAAAAUUUACUCGAAAUUAAAAAUUAAGAAAUUUAAAACCUUAUUAAUUAAAAUAAAUUACAAAAAAAGAAUUUCGAAAAUGAACUUGAAAGCAUCAGGAAUGAAAACUAGGCUCUUAAAGAUAAAAUACUAGAAAAUAAUAUGAUUAAAGAAUCAGAAAUUAACGAUUUAUAAGAUAAACUAGCCUCAUUGCAUACUACUGAUAUUUAAUAAUUGAAAAAGCUUCAUGAAAAUCAAAUAAAUUCACUUACUUGUGAAAAUUAAGACCUAAAAAAACUACUCUAGUCUAAAAUAGAGGAAUUAAAUAACUAAUUAAAAGAAAAAUAAAAUCAAAGAGAUAUCUAAAACUCUGCUAUGGACCGUUUAAACAGUGAAAUAUAAACACUAAAGUUAAAUCAAUAAGUACUAGAGGAAGAUAAAAAAAGAGAUUACGAAGAAUAUACAAAAUCUUUAGAUAAAGCAAAUUAAACUCACUAAGAAUUUUAGUAAUAACAAUUAAAAUAAAUUUAAUUUUUAGAAGGAGAAAUAGAAAAAAUAAAAGAAAUUUUAGUGCAUAAAAAUAAUGAAUUAGAUACUAUUAUUGCAUAACAUAUAGCUGUAAAAGGAAAUUUAGAAGUAGAUAUAAAAAAUUUAAAAAUAAACUAAAAUGAAUUGAUGAAUAAACUAUAAAAUUAAGAAGAAGAAAGUAAUAAAUAAAUGAACGAAUUAAUCGAUAAAUGUAUGUAAAUAGAAGAUUAAAAAAAUGAAAAAUGUAAAAAAUACUAAGCUUAAGUAGGCUAUUUAGAAAACGAAAUAAAAAGAGCAAAAGAAUAUUUAUUACUUAAAAGUGAUGAAAAUGAUAAUAAUCUUUUACAUAGAAAUAUUUAAGAAAAUGAAAAUAAGAAAUUACUUUAAGAAAUGAAUUUUUUAAAUAAACAUUUAGUUGAUUUGGAAAAAUAAAAAGCUUAAGAAAUUUAAGAUUUAAGAUAAAAACUUGAAAAUUCUAACAAUUUUGCUAUUAAUUCUAUUAAAAAUACUCAUUCUAAUUAAAUUGAAAUCUUAUCUACUGAAGUUUAAGAUUUGAAAGAAGUUAUAUCUAUUAAUUAAAAUAAAAAAGGUGGUAUUAAAUAUGAAGGAGAAUGGUUAAAUGGUUUAAGGGAUGGUCAUGGUAUAUAAAUAUGGCCCAAUGGUACAAAAUAUGAAGGCAAUUGGAGUGAGGACAAAAGCACAGGAUAUGGAAAACUAACACACGCAGAUGGUGAUAUAUAUGAAGGAGAAUGGCUCGAUGAUAAAGCAAAUGGAAAUGGAAUUUAUUAUCAUAUAAAUGGUGCUAAAUAUGAAGGAGAAUGGAAAGAUGAUAAAUAAUAUGGGAAAGGUGUAGAAACAUGGCCUGACGGAGCUAAAUAUAUAGGAGAUUAUGCAAACGGAUAAAAACAUGGCAAUGGAUAUUUAUAAUUUUCUGAUAAAUCUGAAUAUAAAGGAGAUUUUAAAAAUAAUGUUAUUUAAGGAUUCGGGGUUUAUAAAUGGCCUGACGGAAGGGUAUAUGAAGGAUAAUGGGUUUAAAAUAAAAUGAGUGGAUAAGGAACUAUAAAAUGGCCUGACGGGAAAAUAUAUAAAGGGAAUUAUGAAGAUGAUAAGAAAUAAGGAUUUGGUAUUUUUUAAUGGGUUGAUGGAAGAAAAUAUAUAGGAAAUUGGAAAUAAGGAAAAUAACAUGGAUUAGGUUUGUAAAUAUCAAAAGAUGGAGAAAAAAAAUAUGGAGAAUGGUAUGAAGGAAAAAGAAUUAAAGUUUUUACAAGCGAUGAGAUAGAGAAACUUAAAUAAGAAGGUAAAUUAAAUUUUUAAGAUUGA
Messenger RNA from Ichthyophthirius multifiliis, 2782 nucleotides. RefSeq names its product tetrin c, putative. Lineage: Eukaryota; Ciliophora; Oligohymenophorea; Hymenostomatida. The transcript has 5 exons. The record is from RefSeq and is a predicted model, not a curated record.